AUGAGUACAGGAGGAGGAACAUUGGGCCUUCGAUCUUCAGGGAGUUAUGGUUCAUUGCAACAGCAGCAGCAAAUCCGAAACGGCUUGCUAUCAUUGCCUGUUCAAACCACCCCGCCUAGAAAGCCGCCAAAGAUGCUCAAGGAGAAGGAGAAGUUGUUCCACUGGUUCUGCAAGUUCGCCCCUCGAAAGAAGGUUGGGAUGCUGCUUUUGUGCCUUGUUUCCUCUGCAGUUUUCGGAUGGGUGUUAUAUGUUGGCAAAGGGGAAGAUGCUCGAGAGAACAUAGUUCAGAGCAUAAGCAUUCAGUCAGGGCCUGUAUCUCAGGAGAAGAACACGAGUGAAGAUUUUUCUACUCAAGAUAAAGAUGUGGCGGGUGGUGCAAAUGUAACCCUACCACCUCCCACUCCACCUCCAUCCCCUACAUAUUUUACUGGAUAUAAACUUCCUCCCGGAAAUCCAUGCGAACAUUUCACAUUGCCUCCUCCGCCUGCAGAUAAAAAAAGAACAGGGCCACGUCCAUGUCCAGUUUGCUACCUGCCUGUGGAAGAUGCUGUUGCUCGUAUGCCGAAUGCAUCAUCUUUUUCCCCUGUGCUGAAAAACCUGACAUAUAUUCAUGAAGAAACUUUGACUAAAUCUGAAUUUGGUGGCUCAGAAUUUGGUGGAUAUCCUUCUCUGGGAUUGAGGAAUGAUUCUUAUGAUAUAAGAGAGUCAAUGAGUGUGCACUGUGGGUUUGUCAAAGGAGUUAAACCAGGCCAUCAGACCGGUUUUGACAUUGAUGACUCUGAUCUUAUUGAGAUGGAUGCUUGUGGAGGCGUGGUGGUUGCAUCGGCAAUAUUUGGGGCCUUUGAUUUAAUAAGGCAGCCAAAGAAUAUUAGUGAAUAUGCCAAAACAAAUGUCUGCUUUCACAUGUUUGUGGAUGGUGUAACGGAAGCUUUUUUGAAGAACUCCAGCGAGCUUGGCAGUGACAAGAAAGUUGGUCUUUGGAGAAUCAUUGUUGUUCGAAAUCUACCAUACUUGGAUCCAAGACGUAAUGGAAAGAUUCCAAAACUAUUAAUGCACCGACUUUUUCCAAAUGCCCGUUACUCACUCUGGGUUGAUGCAAAACUUGAGCUUCUUGUUGAUCCAUUCCAGAUUCUAGAAAGAUUUCUUUGGAGGAAAAAUGCUAGUUUUGCAAUAUCAAGACAUUAUAAGCGUUUUGACGUAUUUGAAGAAGCAGAAGCUAAUAAGGCUGCUGGGAAGUAUGACAAUGCUUCCAUUGAUUUCCAAGUCGAAUUCUAUAAAAAGGAAGGUUUGACACCGUUUUCUGUGGCUAAAUUGCCAAUAACCAGUGAUGUUCCUGAAGGAUGUGUUAUAGUUAGGGAGCACAUUCCAAUCUCCAAUCUCUUCACAUGUCUUUGGUUUAAUGAAGUCGACCGUUUUACUUCCAGAGAUCAGAUAAGUUUUUCGACCGUGAGGGAUAAAAUCUGGUCGAAGACUAAUUAUACAAUCAAUAUGUUCCUGGACUGUGAAAGACGCAACUUUGUUAUCCAGGGUUAUCACCGUGACUUACUCGAGCACUUUUCCCUGUCUCCUCCUCCUAGCAGUGUUUCUACUAGCGUUCAUCCUCCUCCGCCAGUUAUCAUAUCAAACGAUAAAUCGAACAAACCUUAUUCAGGGAUUUCAUCAUCAGACAGUACUGUUGUAGGUAAUAACCGAGCCCGGAAAAUACCAGCAAGACGUGGUAAAGAAAGGAGGUCAAGGCGUCACAGGAAGUCAUUACCGGCCAGUAAAGAUACCUAG
Molecule: messenger RNA, 1776 nt
Organism: Striga hermonthica
Lineage: Eukaryota; Viridiplantae; Streptophyta; Magnoliopsida; Lamiales; Orobanchaceae
Source: the annotation of a GenBank genome assembly